Messenger RNA from Lasiodiplodia theobromae, 720 nucleotides. RefSeq lists its product as uncharacterized. The transcript is spliced from 2 exons. NCBI's taxonomy places the organism in Eukaryota, Fungi, Ascomycota, Dothideomycetes, Botryosphaeriales, Botryosphaeriaceae. The record is from RefSeq and is a predicted model, not a curated record. The coding region runs from base 1 to 720 and encodes 239 amino acids.
AUGCCUCCCAAGCAUGAAAGCCGCGGCCACAAGAAGCCCAAGUCCAUCCUCAAGCACCGCAGGCAUGGGCCUGCGCCCGAGCCCGCCGCCGAGGCUCCAGCAGGAGAAGCUGCUCCUGCCCAGGAGCCGCCGCCCGAACUACCGUCGCGGGAGAAGAGCAACGAUGCGGCGCCGACGAUUCGGAGCAACUCGAAGCGGGCGUGCAACCUGCUGAUGCGGAUCAAGGAGGACCAGAGCCCCGUCGCGUCGUUUUUCGGCAUUGCGCGACUGAAGGGGUCGGCGCUGGAGCUGCACAAGCUGCUGAAGGAGGAGGGAGGGAACGUCCGGACGGGCGAGCAUGACAUCCGUCGGCUGUUCAAGGGCGAACCAAGGCGGGUGCAGGCACUGCUGGAACAAGAUGCUGAGCUGCCUGAGAAAACGAUCCAAACGAAGACCGAAUUCGUGUCAAUCAAUAGUCAGUUCAACAAGAUCGUUGUCACACCCUUGGAGAAGUCAUUCAGAACCCACGGCCGGUCGAAGCCCGACUACGGCCAUCUUCGCAAGCAGGCCGAGCUUCUCCUUGACCAGGCACGAGAGGCUCGCAACUCGCUGAAGAAUGCCGUGAGGGAUGCGAAGAAGAGGAAUUCCACCAGCGUGGAGCCAGAUCCGCUUCAAUUCACGAUCCCAGCCCAGCCCAGGAAGAGGCGCAAGCGGCAUUCCCAGGCCCGGAGGAAGCAUUAG